Messenger RNA from Clonostachys byssicola, 993 nucleotides. NCBI's taxonomy places the organism in Eukaryota, Fungi, Ascomycota, Sordariomycetes, Hypocreales, Bionectriaceae. The record is from the annotation of a GenBank genome assembly.
AUGCCUAGUAACUCCAGUGUUAUGAAGCAGUUCUUCUGCCCGUCCAAGCCACAGCUGACGGUUGAACAUCUCCCUGAUUUGACGGAUAAGGUAACUCAAUUCCCGGCUGAGAUGUCGCCGUUUGGUAUCAGUCUUGGAAAAGAGAUCGCUCAAGCCUUAUACUCAAAGAAUGCGCGGGUAUACAUGAUGGCGCGUUCCGAGAUAAAGACUAAGGGAGCCAUGGAGAGCAUCAAGACCAAUAACCCUAGCUCAAAGGGCGAACUCCAGUACAUUCACCUUGACCUCUCUGACUUGACUACAAUCAAGUCCUCCGUCAACCAGUUCCUCCAGAAGGAGCCGAAUCUGCACUUGCUCUACAAUAACGCAGGAGUGGGAUACCCUGAGAAAGGCUCUAAGACAAAGCAAGGCUAUGAACUGCAGCUCGGUGUCAACUGCGUGGGGCCUUUCUUAUUCACUAAGCUUCUGAUGCCUGCCUUGACUUCCACUGCUAAGAUAUCACCAAAGCACUCGGUUCGCAUCGUAUGGGUUUCUUCAUCCGCUGCCGAGUCUUUUGAUCCCGAGCUCUUUAUGGAGACACUGCCUAAGAUUGACGACGUGGGCCAGCUGGAUCAGUACAACGUCAGCAAGAUGGGCAACUAUCUUCACGCUUGCGAAUUUGCACGACAGUACAAAGAGAGUGGCGUCCUCUCCGUGUCUCUCAAUCCUGGCGCUCUGGAUUCUGACUUCUGGCGCAGUCAAGGCAAAGUCACGUUGACUCUUCUCCGCAGCACUGUUCUACACCCGCCAAUCUAUGGAGCUUACACUGCACUUUUUGCCGGCUUUACUCCUCAAAUAACUUCUGAAAAUUCAGGAAGCUAUGUUGCGCCUUGGGGCAAGAUUUGGAAGCUUCAGCAAGAUAUGCUGGAUGCGGCCAAGACAAAAGAGGAGGGGGGCACCGGGGUGGCAAAAGCGUUUUGGGACUGGAGUGAGGAGCAGGUCAAGCCAUAUGUCUGA